Molecule: messenger RNA, 2592 nt
Organism: Chanos chanos (milkfish)
Lineage: Eukaryota; Metazoa; Chordata; Actinopteri; Gonorynchiformes; Chanidae
Gene: letmd1
Product: LETM1 domain containing 1
Exons: 8
Coding region: 137-895 (252 amino acids)
Biological process (GO): intracellular monoatomic cation homeostasis
Cellular component (GO): mitochondrial inner membrane
Molecular function (GO): ribosome binding
Source: RefSeq, a predicted model, not a curated record
UACACGGCAUUCCAGUUUAGAACACGGUGUUUUGGCGUUAGAGGAGGUCUGUGCCCGCCUAGAUUGGUCUGCACCCGAACAAGGAUUUCGGCACCUCUUCCAAGAUGCCAAAGAGGUUAAUAAAAUCAAGACCCGUAUGGUAACGAGUCUGACUGAUUACCGUGAGCUGCCUUAUCGUGAGAUGGAGAAGCUGAGACAGUUUCGCAGAGACAUGAUCAAAGCCAUCCCAUUGGUGAUUAUAUCAGUUCCUCCCUUUGCCAACUACAUUGUGUUUGUCCUUAUGUACUUCUUUCCCCGACAGCUCCUGAUUCGUCACUUCUGGACCCCAGAGCAGUUGGUUGAGUUUCAGGGGAUUUAUCACGCCCAGAGAGCGCAGCACCACUGGACUAUACUGAAAAGCUUAGAGAGGGCAGCACCACAACUGAAAGAUAGCCGUCUACAAAACUCCCUUCUGCAGCUCUGCAGGAAGGUACAGAGCGGUGCCCAUCCAGUUGUGUCGGAUGUCCACGCAGUGAGACUCCUGUUCUCUGGCCCUCCUCUGGGAAUCAGAAGUCUUCGUCCUGAUCAGCUGAGACACCUGUGCCCUCUCCUCUUCCUGACGCCCCGACUCCCUGCCUUUCUUAUUGGUUGGCGCCUGAAUAACCAUGCCUUAGAGUUGAUGCACCUGGACCGUGCUGUGCUGCGACUGGGCCUGCACCAGCUGAAUGACUCUGAGCUGAAACAGGCUUGUUAUGUGAGAGGCCUAAACUCUGACAGACUCAGUCCUGCACACUGCAAGGAAUGGCUCUCUCAGUGGCUUCAGUUCUCAAAUCACCUGAAAGAGUCUGAGACCUCGCUCUACCUGCAUAGCAUGGUCCUCCUCACAGUAAACUAUGCCAAAUCGCCACGCUGCUGAGAGGAGGACGAGCUGCAACCACCACCACCACCACCCCCAUUUCCUUCCUCCAGUGACCAUACUCAGUGAGAGAAACCCGUGGACUCACUGCCAAGCCAAUCAACAGCUUGACUUGUCACCAUUUGCAACCACACCAUCUGUAUUCAGUCUUUUUGCUGCAGAAAACUUCCUCAGAAAUAGUUUUCUUCAUUCCAGAGAACUGGUAAAACUCUACUGCCUCAGACAAUGGAGGACAUAUAGGAUGUUGGAACCGCUAUGAACAAUUUGUUGUCGGGAACUGACACUGACACUCUGUAACAACAUUUACUACAGGGAGGAAAAUGUCUGGAACCAUUCCAGCUUCCACACAGGAGAGCUACUUCACACUGCAUGUAAAAUAUUGAUACGGUGCCUGAAUGUAUUGUAAUUGAUAAUUAUAGCACUUUCUCUAUGAUUCGUCUUUCACUCAUGUGUCCUCCACCAAACAACUGAACAUUUGAAAUUUGUGGUGAUUAACAUGAAGGGCUCAGUUGGUAUGAUUGUUUUUCAUCCUAUUAUAUAUAAAUACCCUUUGGUCAUAUAAAUAUCCUGUGUUUUACACUGAUAAAAACACAGCUGUAUGAAACGGUUAGCUUUGUAGCAAAGAAACAUUCGUUUAUUUGCUGACCCAUUGCACUGAUUUACAAGCACAAAGUUUUACUAGCACAGAUUAUUGCUUUAAAGCACAUGAAAAAAGCCUCUUGUCAGAGUGAGGCCACUUCUGAAAGUGGCCCUGUAAAAGAAGAGGAAAUGAUCUCUUUGAACAUAAACACAACAUAUUCGACAGUCUGUUCGGAAUGGGCUCUUUCGUCUCAGUAAGCAAGGCCAGUGUUGCCAAAUGAAAUUAUGCCAAAUGAGAAUGUUGGAUAUCUUUACUGAGCGAACCACAUGAUAACAGGGAGUGAUGAUAUGCAGUAUCUCCCUGCUUCGUGAUUUUUAAAUAUACAUUGAGACUACUUGUAUGACUCUGUGUCAACCUGAUUAAGCAGAAUUAAUUAAAUGUUUGUUAUAUUUCAACAAAGUCCUUUGACAGUGUGUUAGUCACUCCAGGCCAGGUAUUGGUAGAUCCUGGGUUGAUGAAACGUUGCCCUAUUGGCUGUGGUGAAGUGAAGUGAUGUGAUAAUCCAGCUAUGCCAUAAUGACUCUUUUGGCAGGGUUUGUAGGCACUGACUGUCCUCAGUCCAAGACGAAAAUGCAAUCUCUUUACAAAGUACUGUUUAGUUUAGGAAAAGUCUUAAUCAGUCAGACAGUGUUUCUCUGCUCUGCAGACCCACAUCUCUGCAUAUUCAUCAGUGAAUAGUCAAGCUCCUCAUUAGCUGUGAAGUGGGUGUAUAAGAGCAGAACAUAAACAUGUGUGGGCCUUCAUUGGCCAGAUACAGAGUGUGGGAAACCAGCAUUUAAGCAUCAAAGGAGAAGUGAACGUGCAAGUGCUUUUUCUGGCACUCAAGUUCCUCUGUGUACAUGAAGUUUCUCACAGUGCCUUUUGGUUGUGUUGCUAUACAUACUGAUAUAUGCAAGCCUGUUAACUAAACCUCAUUCAGUGUGAGUGUGUUUGUUUUGUACAGAAAUUAUUGUGUUGUUAACUGCUUGUGUAUUGUUUAUUGAUGAUGUUUACCAGAAUCAAAGUCAUGGAACACAGAGAUGGAAAUGCUGGAAAAACUCUUGAACUAAGAUGUUGA